AUGAUAACUUAUUACUCAAAGCAAUUAAAAAUAAAUACCAGUUUACCUAUCGUUAUCACCAGCGAAGUAUUUACGUUAAAAGUUUCUGCGUCAAUUGAAAAACAGUCGAAACAAUGGGUGAUGAUGGUAUUCAUUGAAGAAAACAAUGCUCGAAAUUGUUCAAUUUUCAUUGAUCAUGACGACGAAGUUGAGGUAACAAGGACACUGGGAUUCGAAAUCCGUAAAAUCUUGGAGGAACGGGAAACCAAAUGGAUCCUGUGUUUAAUCACUUAUAACAUUAUAAUUACCCACUAUCUCUGUAGUUGGGUUACAUCCACUAAUAGCGUAGCAUUGAAUGCAUAUGUCAAUACACUAAUCUUCAACAUAUUCACACUAGUAGUCUGUUUUAUAUCAGUAUGCAUAUCACGGCGGAGUUUAUCGACCCCAAGCUAUUCCAAGUAUGAAAAUCAUCAUCGUUCGUCUUCUAGUUGUUUUGUGAGACCCGCGGUUAUUAAGUUUGUCAACGUGAAUACCAAUGGCGGCCACAGCAAUAGCAAUAUCACCAAAAAUGGUUUAUCCACUGGAAGCAAUAACGACAAAACAUUAGCGACGAAAUUAUCGCUAUCAUUUGAUCAAAGAUAUGAGGUGCUAGCCCUUUUGAUCUCCACAUGCAUCGUUCUUAUUCUUCAGGCGCUUGUGUCUAUUGAAAUAAUUAUCCGUAUCGGUAAUCAGCCUCGGAUUAAUGCUGGCAGAAUAGGAUUUGGAGCAAUACUCGGGUUCUUUGCCCAUAUCGGAACGAUAGUAGCGUAUCCAGAUGCUGGGCUAAAUCAUGUAAUUUGUUGCAUACCGUGUCCUACUUUCAAAGGAUGUAACCCAAUAGUCUCUGGAAAUGUUAUCAGCGCCGUUGUCCUGGAAUUCCAUAUAAUUGAUACCGCAGCCGCAUUUAUUUUAAUUGGCCUGACUACGAGGACUAUUUUACCACUUGCUUUUUAUACAUUCAAUGUUAUGUUAAAAAAAGCACCCGAUUAUCUGAUUGAUGAGCUAGAUAAGUGUCUAAAAGAGGCGUUGAAUGUCGAUGGGGUUCUAGAGUUUCGUAAUGAAAAAUUUUGGAUCCAAUCAUUUGGUAAAUUAGUACGUAUUAAAAUUGAAUACUCUACAAAAAAGGAGUUUGAUUGA
This is a messenger RNA of Cotesia congregata, 1155 nucleotides long. NCBI's taxonomy places the organism in Eukaryota, Metazoa, Arthropoda, Insecta, Hymenoptera, Braconidae. The record is from the annotation of a GenBank genome assembly.